This is a messenger RNA of Lolium rigidum, 2316 nucleotides long. Its product is annotated as GTP-binding protein BRASSINAZOLE INSENSITIVE PALE GREEN 2, chloroplastic. The transcript has 3 exons. Bases 19 to 2037 code for a protein of 672 amino acids. Lineage: Eukaryota; Viridiplantae; Streptophyta; Magnoliopsida; Poales; Poaceae. Gene Ontology annotation, cellular component: mitochondrion; chloroplast stroma. Gene Ontology annotation, biological process: chloroplast rRNA processing; brassinosteroid mediated signaling pathway. The record is from RefSeq and is a predicted model, not a curated record. Gene Ontology annotation, molecular function: GTP binding.
GUCAUCUUGCUAGCCGCAAUGGCUAAACCCCUGCUGCUCCCGUCGCCGGGCGCCGCGCCGCCGGCGGCUCGCCUCCUCCGCGCGACCCCACCCCUCCGCCUCCGCGCCCCCACAUUCCUCAACCAACCACAGCGCGCGCCUCCUCAAAGCCGCAACCUUUGCCCCUCCGUCUCCGCCGCCGCCGUACCCACCACCACCACCAAGCGCGGCGGCAGGCCGGUCAUCAGCGAGGGCAGGGACGAGGACGCCCGACGCGCCGUGUGCCCCGGGUGCGGUGUGUUCAUGCAGGAGGAUGACCCCGACCUUCCCGGCUUCUUCACCAACCCCUCCCGCCGCUCCCCCUCUCCGCAGGACGAAAUCGAACAAGAAGCAGCCGAUUCUUCUCCCGAUGGGUUCCUCGAGGACGAGGGGGAUGGAGAUUCGCCUUCAGAAUCCGAUCUCGCCGCCGAAUUGGACGGCCUGGAUACCGGUUUCCUCGAGUCCCUUGAAGAAGGCGAAGACGAAGAGGAUGAGGAUGAGGAGGGGGCCAGUGACGGAGAGCCGACGGACGGCCUCGACGCCGAGAGCGGCUGGGACUCCGACUGGGACGACGACGGGAUGGAGGACGACGAGGAGGAGAAGUGGAGGAGAGAGCUGGACGGGUUCACGCCGCCCGGAGUCGGGUACGGGAACAUCACAGAGGAGACCCUGGAGAGGCUGAGGAAGGAGAAGCUCUCCAAGGCGGAGCGGAGGCGGCGGGCGCGGGAGGCCAAGCGGGCCGAGGCGAGGGAGGAUUCGGCGGCGGUGGUCUGCGCCCGGUGCCACUCGCUGAGGAACUACGGGCAUGUCAGGAACCACAUUGCAGACAACCUGAUCCCGGACUUCGAUUUCGACCGCUUCAUAUCGUCCCGCCUGGUGAAGCGGUCUGCCGGCACGCCGGUCAUUGUCAUGGUGGUGGACUGCGCCGACUUCGACGGCUCGUUCCCGAAGAAGGCCGCCAGGUCGCUCUUCAAAGCGCUUGAGGGGAGGGGGAGCUCUAAGCUGAGUGAGACUCCGAGGCUUGUUCUUGUCGGCACCAAGGUGGAUCUGCUGCCCUGGGAGCAGAUGGGAGUGAGGCUUGAGAAGUGGGUGCGAGGCCGAGCUAAGGCUCUCGGAGCGCCGAAGCUCGAUGCCGUUUACUUGGUCAGCGUUCAUAAGGAUCUGUCCGUGAGGAACUUGAUCGCCUACGUCAAGGAAUUAGCGGGACCUCGUAGCAAUGUGUGGGUGAUUGGUGCGCAGAAUGCUGGGAAAUCUACGCUGAUCAAUGCGUUUGCAAAGAAACAAGGUGUGAAAAUCACAAGAUUGACAGAAGCAGCCGUCCCGGGAACUACGUUAGGGAUACUAAGGAUGACAGGGGUUUUGCCUGCAAAGGCUAAGGUGUAUGACACUCCUGGUUUGCUGCAUCCGUAUAUCAUGUCGAUGAGAUUAAACAGCGAGGAACGGAAGAUGGUUGAAAUCAGGAAGGAACUUCGACCGCGGACCUUCAGGGUGAAGGCAGGACAAUCCGUCCACAUUGGAGGGUUAACACGCUUGGAUGUACUAGAAGCUUCAGUUCAAACUAUCUAUGUAACUGUUUGGGCAUCUGCCAGUAUUUCCCUUCAUCUUGGAAAGACUGAAACUGCUGAAGAACUUCGGAGCAAACAUGUUGGCAUCAGGCUUCAGCCACCAGUUGCGCCAGAGCGAGCCACCGAGUUGGGCCAGUGGACAGAGAGACGAAUCGAAGUGUCCGGGAUCAGCUGGGACAUGAACAGUACGGACAUCGCGGUUUCUGGCCUAGGCUGGUACUCGCUGGGCCUGAAAGGCCGUGCCACCGUCUCCGUGCAUACUUUCGAUGGCAUCGAUGUGACGCAACGUGACGCGAUGAUCCUUCACCGAGCCAAGUUCCUCGAGAGGCCUGGGUUUUUGCUGCCCAUCGCCAUUGCAAAUGCUAUAGGCGAGGAGACCAGGAAGAAGAACGAGAGGAUGAAGGGUCAGCAGAGUGACGAUGAUGACCUUUUGGAUGAUGAAAGUAGUGAGUGACCACGUGAAAUGACUGUAGACAACUUCUGUCAUGGAACCUAUAUUUAGUGAGAGACCCUUGCUUGUAAAAGGUGAACAUUGCGUUAGAAUUGUUAGAUAGGAGUGAAAGAAAAUGGCCGAUGUUUCUAGCUGGUCAUUGUGAUCUGUGAAGUGUACUACACCCAACCCAACAGGAAUGUAGAAGAAGUCGCUAAUAACUGAGAGAAAGGAGAUGAUAUUUCUGCCACCUUGCGCACAAUACAAUACUUUGGGGUCGUUUGAUAGUUCUUAUUUUAUUCA